GAAGAACAGCAGAGGCAGCUGAGAGCGGCGGUGGUCGGCAGAGCCCGGCUCAUCCAUCAGAUGAAUACGUUGCUGCAACGACCUGACACUCAACAACAGAAGCUGGGAGAGAGUGAAGAGCAGCACAACGGAUCGGUCCUGUUCAAGACGCUGCUGGGGGAGCUGGGCGAACUGUACGUGCAAACGGACCGGAUCCUGGGGGAGAAGGUGUUCAAGGUGACUUCCCCGCUGGUCUACAAGCCGACGAGGACUUACAGGCAAGGCGUCGAGUUUUUUGAGAACACUGAUGCGACCGUGGUUCCGUUUGGCUUUGAGCAAACUUGCCGCGCCGUGUCGUUGCUCAUGAUGACAGAUCCAACAGUUGCUCGGUGUGGGAAAGAAGUCCAAGAGCCUCCUAAUACUGUCACGGUGAAGUACCAGAUCAAGAGUCAGUUGAAACCAGGCGAGAGCUACAAGUUGAUGGUGUAUGCCGCGGUGCGAAGGUAUCGAGAACCGGGGCGGAUGGUGUUUGUGUGGCGAGCCCUUCAAGAAGGACUAAGCACUCUAUCUGGAUAUCACGCGAACGAAACAGGUUGGCUCGUUCUGCGUCCACAUCUUGGGGGCUGCGUCAUGGAAAGUUACGUUCGCUUGGUGCCUGCAAGUGUUGGGGACGCUGCUAGAUGCAAGGCGGCCUCUGAUCGAUUUGCCGAGGUGGUGCUUAAAACAGGUGAGGGCGAAGUGAACGACCUCAUGGUUACACUUGAAAAGAUGCUGCUGGGAGAUACAAAGUAA
This is a messenger RNA of Phytophthora sojae, 771 nucleotides long. RefSeq lists its product as hypothetical. The transcript has a single exon. Lineage: Eukaryota; Oomycota; Peronosporomycetes; Peronosporales; Peronosporaceae. The annotation marks the transcript as partial. The record is from RefSeq and is a predicted model, not a curated record.